Molecule: messenger RNA, 1410 nt
Organism: Arvicanthis niloticus (Nile rat)
Lineage: Eukaryota; Metazoa; Chordata; Mammalia; Rodentia; Muridae
Gene: Trim38
Product: tripartite motif containing 38
Molecular function (GO): zinc ion binding; protein binding
Source: RefSeq, a predicted model, not a curated record
AUGGGCUCAGACUUUAGCACAGUGAAGAUAAGAAAGGUCUCUUCUUCCAUCUGCAAGGCCAUAAUAUCUCACCUAGUGGGAAUCAACUGUGGACACAGCUACUGCAAAUCCUGCAUACAGAGCUAUUUUUGCAGUGUCAGCCCAAAGACAGGAUGGAAGAUGCUGGGAUGUCCUUUGUGUAGUAGUCCGUUUAGCUUAGAGAGUUUCAGGCCCAACAAGGAGCUAGAAAUCAUAAUUGGUAUGAUCAAGGGAAUGGAAGAGCAGGAUCAUGACAUGGUAUGUGAGGAACAUGAAGAGACUAGUUGCUUUUGUGAAGAUGACGCUCAGCUCCUCUGCUGGAGGUGUUAUUGGGAGGAUCGGCACAAAGGUCACUUGGUUGGUAUGAAAUAUGUGUACCAGAACUAAAAGGAAAAACUGAAGAACAUCGUGACAAAAUUGCGUGAACUCCAAGAUAAUCUUGAAGUUCAAAUACAUUUCAUAACAAGCCAAAUAAGUGCCUGGAAGGAUGCCAGAGAGGAUCAAAGGCAAACAAUCAAAUCUAACUUCAAGAAUCUCCAGAGUUUUCUACAGGAAGAAGAGAAGUUUUAUCUUUGGAGGUUGGAGAAUGAGGAAAAACAGACGCUGAUGCAGCUGAAGAGCAGCGAGGUCAAUACACAGCAGAUGUAGUAUGAGAGAACUGAAUGCCAAAUUCAAGAACUGAAGGCAAAAUGUCAGGGCUCAGCCCAGAAAUUGCUACAGGACGUGAAAAACACUUUGAGCAGGUGUGAGGCUGUGAAGCUAAGCCUGCUGAAGACUGAUCCCCUGAAGGUUCAAACUAAAUGUAAUGUGUCUGAGCUUUACUUUGAUGUGAAGACAGUAUUAAGAUGUCACCAAGAUAGGGUCAGUGUGAUCCUGGACCCCAGCACAGCUCAUCUUGACUUAGCUCUGUCUAGAGGUGGAAGACUAGCGACUUACAAAAGAUUCCAUAGAAAUCUUCAGGCUUCUUCCAAGAGGUUUUAUGGUUUACAUAAACCCUGUGUCCUGGGCUGUGAGGGCGAUACUUCAGGAAGAUAUUACUUUAAAGUCUCUGUCGAGAAAGCAGCCAGUUGGGAUGUGGGAGUCUGUUUAGAGAAUAUGUAGAGGGGCUUUAACAUGAAGAAGGAGCCUGAGUUUGGAUUCUGAACCAUUAGGUUGUCUGAAGAGAAUGGCCUGGAAGCUCUCACUUCUACCCCGACUCCUCUCCUUCCGAGUGAAAAUUCCCAGCUUGUGGGAUUUUUUGUAGAGUAUGAGGCUGGAGUUGUAUCGUUUUACCAUGUAACUACUGGCUCCCACAUCUUCACUUUCCCUAGGGCUUCUUUCUGGGAUACUCUGAGGCCCUUUUUCUGGGUUUAUCAACAUUCUCCUUUGUUCUUGCCUACCAUAAAUAAUUAA